Musca domestica (house fly) is the source of this 1040-nucleotide messenger RNA. RefSeq lists its product as uncharacterized. Lineage: Eukaryota; Metazoa; Arthropoda; Insecta; Diptera; Muscidae. The transcript is spliced from 5 exons. The record is from RefSeq and is a predicted model, not a curated record. The coding region runs from base 81 to 992 and encodes 303 amino acids.
GUUAAACAAAUUACGGAAAUAUCGGAAUAUUGACAACCAAUGAAAUAAGAUUUUGUGAUUACAAAAUAAUUAAGGACAUCAUGUUGCGUUACGGAAAUAAAUUGGAAUACAUUUUCAUUUCAAUCGUAUUAAUAACAUUUGCAUAUGAAACAUCAGCAUCUCCUCUGCCCGGACUAAACAAAAAAUAUGAGAAAAACAACCAUACCGGCUCAUCUCAAUUUUCUGGAUUACAACAAUUGAGAAUUUUGCGUCAUCUAAUUAAGGAAUGUGAAAAUUCGUCAUCGAAUUCAUCAGCCACAAUCAAAACAUGGCAAUGUCUGAAGGUCACAAGUUUAUAUUUAUUCGAUGACGUCACAUCGCGGGAUGUGGUGCCCGUUUGGAGAGGUGUUCGAUUUGUACGUCUAUCGCCCAAAAAAUCUAAUUAUGACGCUUCAAACGCUGAAAACGAUUUGUAUAAUGAUAGUCAAUUUUGGAAACGUAAGGAUACGCAGUAUCUGACGUGGUUUGAUCGUUUGGCUUUGAGUUUUAGACGAUUGUUGUGGACGCAUAAGUUGGAAAUCGAUUUGAAGGAAGUGAUGGAUGCCUACAUGGAAUACAGGAAGGAAAACGAUAACCUGUCAAAUUCUAAUUCAUCAGACCCCAUUGGAACGGCAAGACAUCGUCGACAUCGUUACAAUAUGAUGCUGACUAUGAUGUUUGGUGUAACAGCUUUCGGGGCUGUUCUGGUGCCAAUGGGCUUCCAACUGCUGUCUGUGGUGAGCGGUAAAGCGUUGCUAUUGGCGAAAAUGGCUUUGCUCUUGGCUUCUAUAAAUGGUCUCAAACGAGUGGCCAACAGUGGCCUUCACUACGGGCUCUAUCAUGUACCCGGUGAGCAUUAUGGUGGCUAUUACGAUCGUGGAGAUGUACAUCAUCCAAGAAAUGUACAAAACCUUUUGACACCGUCCAAUCAAAUGAGGGGAGUGCCUCUGGAAGUGGGUAUUAGUGUUAAGUGAGGGGGUUUUGUGAAAUAAAUGGCUGUGCGCCCAAAACGAGAACAAAAA